Molecule: messenger RNA, 5823 nt
Organism: Temnothorax curvispinosus
Lineage: Eukaryota; Metazoa; Arthropoda; Insecta; Hymenoptera; Formicidae
Gene: neur
Product: protein neuralized
Exons: 4
Coding region: 542-2728 (728 amino acids)
Molecular function (GO): ubiquitin protein ligase activity
Source: RefSeq, a predicted model, not a curated record
AGUCGUCCCAGGGCGCUCGACGGGGCACGCAGGCGAUCUGCGAUCUAGGUGGUAGAUCGCCCCACUCGUCGCCGUGACACGCGGUUAUUGUUCGCAGUCCUUUUCCUCUCUUUCUCUCUCUCUCUCUCUUUCUCCGUCUUGGGUUUAGGGUUUGCACAGUGAUCGCGGCGACGUCCACCCGUUAAAAACGUCGUCGAAUGAACAACCAGUCGCGUCUGGACGGGAAAGGAUUACGGAGUCACGUUUAAUUCAGUCAUUGUAUGUCUCAUCGGAUUUUCCUCGCGUUGAGAUUUUCGUUUAGGGUAGUUUCACGACGUUGACGGUCAAGCGUAGUGGUGGUGAAGGAGAAGCGGAGGGAGUAAUCUCGUCUUCGCGUCUCAGUGUCCGAAAGUGCGAUCCUCAGUGAGCCAUCGGAGUUAAGUCCGUCGUACCUCGACUCCGCGACCGUUUGUCCCUCUCAGUUUCCCAUCUCCAUCUGCAACACAUCUGUAAGUCGCGGCUUAUCGCGCCUGACUCUCGCGGGAGCAACACGGCCACAUUUAUGGGGGUGUCCGGCGAGUGCGCGAUCAAGGGCAGCAAAAGCACCCACCCCUGUCACUGCUGCGGCCACGGCAGCAGUUCCGGCGCGAGCGUGCAACAAUCGCAGCAACAACAGCAACAAUCCUGCGAGCCGUAUUACCACCACCACCAUCAACACCAUCAUCACCACCAUCAUCAUCACCAUCACGGCAAGCACGCACCGCCGAGCGCGUCGCCGCAGCACAACAACAGCGGCGACAACAACAUCCUGGCACCGUUGCGCAGCAAGAUGAAAGUGCUCAAAAAGCUCAAGCGCAAGAUGGGUCUAGCGCCCAGGUCCUCGAACGCGGGUACCAACAACCUGCCGCCGUUGACGUUUCACCACGUGCACGGUGACAACAUCAGGCUGUGCAACGGCGGUACGAUCGCCCGGAGGCACGAGAGCUUUUGCAAGGGCGUCACGUUUAGCGCCAGACCCGUGCGAGUGGGCGAAAAGGUCUGUGUGAAGUUCCUGGAGAUCUCCGACAAUUGGAGCGGCGUGAUCCGUUUCGGCUUCACCAGCAACGACCCGAUCAAUCUCCGGAGCGGUUUACCGAGGUACGCGUGUCCGGAUCUGACGAACAAGCCGGGCUACUGGGCUAAGGCGCUCGCCGAGAGGUUCGCGGAGAGGGAUACGGUGCUCUUCUACUACGUCACGUCGGCCGGUGACGUUCACUUCGGCGUCAAUGGCGAGGAGAAGGGUCUCUUCUUCAGCGGCGUCGAGACCCGGGGCCCGCUCUGGGCGAUCAUCGACGUCUACGGCAACAGCACCGCGAUCGAGUUCGUCGAUCCGAAUCGUCAGCACUUCAACAAUAUACGCAGAGGCGCCGAGCACAGCAACGAGGACAAUGCGCAGCACAGCAGGCACUCGGCCAUGGACGAUGCCAGCAACGCCGGCCGGGAUGUCGAAAGGAUCAUCGUACCGUCUAUGCAGAACAUGUCGAUUCAUCACGAGCCCGACGUGGAGCUACCCGGUCUUAGGUUUCAACCCCCGGGCGUCAUUUUCACGCCCCUGCCCUUCCACUCCACUCGGGGCAGGAACAUCCGCUUCAGUAACCAGCAGUGCGUGGCGACGCGCACGGACACGGAGUUCUGUCACGGCUACGCGUUCACGGGCCGGCCGUUGCUGUUGGGCGAGCGAUUGGUCGUGCAGAUCCUCUCGACGGAACCGAUGUACGUCGGCGCCCUCGCUCUGGGCCUGACCUCGUGCGAUCCGGCGCGACUCACGGCGGAGGACCUGCCGGACGACAGCGACCUGCUGUUAGAUCGUCCGGAGUACUGGGUGGUCUCCAAGGACGUAGCGUCGAGUCCGCAGCCCGGUGACGAGAUCGCCUUCACGGUCACGCAUUACGGCGAGGUGCAGAUGAGCAAGAACGGCGGCCCGCCCAACGUCGUCAUGCAUGUCGAUCAGAGCCUCCAACUGUGGGCGUUCGUGGACGCUUAUGGGAGCACUCAGCGUGUCAGAAUGUUGGCCAGUAGACCAACGUCGCCGCCCCGGCAACGUCAGAGCAAUCCCUCGCCUGCCAAUGUCCAGCAGCAACAGCAACAGCAGCAGCAGCAACAGCACUCGAAUCACAGCAACGCCGCUACGGAAUUGUCCAGAUUUUCCGAGAUGGUGCAAUUUAAGCCGGCGGUGGGUGGCGGAACGGUGCUCGUCGUAAAUCUACCACCCCAGGCCGGUUACCCGACGCCACCGCCGCCCACGCCACAACCGAUUUACGCUUCUGCGACGCAUAGGAAUUCGCCGGCGCAAUCGGUGCAUCUCUCCGCGGCAGCGGCAGCGGCAGCCGCGCCCGCGCCGGUACCGCAUCCCGGAUCCUCUAGGCAGUCCUCGCCGCCGUUGACCGGAACGAUGGCCAGCACCGGUUCGUCGACGUACGUCGAUCCAGUGACCUACCAGAGCUUGGACGGCACCCUGACGUCCGCGUCGUCGCGCGCGACCUCGUCCCAUUUGCAGCAGUGGAGCGAGGGCCUGCAGCCGACGCUGGCCGGUCAGCCGAGCGAGUGCUCCAUCUGCUACGAGCGCAACAUCGAUAGCGUGCUCUAUAUGUGCGGCCACAUGUGUAUGUGCUAUACAUGCGCGAUUCAACAGUGGCGCGGCAAGGGCGGCGGUCAUUGCCCACUUUGCCGGGCGCCGAUCCGCGACGUUAUCCGUAUCUAUCGGUCCUGAACAGUUCGGGACUGACCGAGAGAGGGACAGAGAGAGAGAGCGCGCGGACGUUUUCCCGGUUCCCAGCGCCGUCGUCGUCGUCGUCGUCACCGCGUCCAUUACCGUGCUUCCGUCGUCUUGGUUUCCUUCCGCGUCGAAUCCGCCGUGCUUCAUCGCCGUCGCGCUUCUCGCCCGUCUCAACAACUACCGGAACGAACGAACGAACAAACGCUAAGUCGAAGCGGAAUUUGCCACCUUCACACUGCCGUAUCUCUUUUUCUAUUGAAACGUGAGGCACGUUGUUCCGGCAAGUAAAACAAAUCGAUACACCGGGGAACGAGUCAUUUCCCGUGAGAUUUUCUCGGGAACUGCGAAACGCAGAGUUGCGCUGAAUCGAAUAUUUAACGCUAUUAAUGUUUAAGGCAGUUCGCGACGCGUUAGCGUGAUCGUAUCGCUGUCAAUUAACAUGUUAAUGGGUGGACCACGCACAAAGAAAGCAGAAGUGCUUUCGAAAUCGCGAUCACUGCCACUACUGUCGAUCGAGCGAGAACGCGGGGAUGAAUUGCCGCGGAUACGAGCAAGCGAGCGAGUGAGAAAGAUUGAGAGAGAACAAAAGAGAGAAUGUGAGAGAAUGAAAGCGAUGAAAAGUUGUAGUUGGUCGAGUUUGCUUGUACAUCGAUAUUCUGUCUGCCAAUCUGUAUUGUAAGUGAGCGAAACGUAAAUGACUGUGAAUCGUGCGAUUGCGUCAUCGACAAAAGAGAUCGAUCCUAGAUAUUUUCACAAACGACAUAAUCGUCAUUAUACCAUUACCAAUUACUACCGCUCUGAACUACCACUAUUACUAUUCUACCACUACUACUAUUGCUACUACUACUUACUACCGUACUACUCUUCCAAUCUUUAACUAUUAUUUUAUUAUUACUAUUAUUAUUAUUAAUAUUCUAUCGCUACUUUUAAUUAUAUUAUUAUUAGUUGUUCGUUCAUUGUAACUGUCCUUAAUUACUCGCGAGUAGCUUCGUUUUACCACGACCGCUAUUAUUUUUACGAUUUACCGAUUAUAGUGAUGGUUGGUGAAUUAACAUAGUCACUAUCUCGUAGCAUGAUUAUUAUUUAAUGGACCGUUUGAUUACAUAGCGCAAACUUUCCGAUCAGACGCCUAGAAUAUCUGGAUAGCAUUCGCGUCUCCGACCCCAUUUAUAUGGGUGAUCGAAAAGACCUCGUCGUCUUGUACCCUUGCCACGACGAGAGCGUGAUGGACUCGAGGUCCAACGUUGUUCAUCCUCCUCGAUUAUUUUCGCCUUAAACGAUAAUGUUUGAGCGUCCGUGAUCAUCGCCGAUCGUGUCAGGCGGGGUUUUACCAAAGAUCCUAAGCAUUUCCCGCCUGUUUUACCCGGCCUUCUCGACACUCCAACGGGCAUUCGUGCGUGCAGGCAAAUCCUAACAAUGACAAUCGCUUCAAUCUAGCUAACAAUAUUCGUUUUGCUAAUAACGUCACCGCGCUCGAAUUUUCAGCGUUUCGUAACACGAAUAUCGUUUGUACGCGGAUUGAUUAUAGGCCUGACGACGAUCAGUAAGAGAAUUUUUGGCCUUCGCGCAGCGAUUCUGCAGGUCCACAAGACGCUACGAAGCACUGUAAAAUUGACUUGAAAGUUGAUUGCGAACUAACACAGCGAAGCCUUUUUUCGAAUACUUUUCUAAUUCGACGGAGUUUGGAACUGUCAAGAAUUUACAUUUGUUCUGAACUCUGCCGCGUGGCUUUACCUUCGGCGAUUCGCGUUGACCCUUUGGACGUGAAAAGAGAUGAAAACACGAUGUGGCAUUGAUUUCAUUGAUCCUCGGACGACUUGAAAAUUUCUGUUAAUCUUGGAAACGGUGUCUUGCGCGUCCGGUGUGUCUCAUCGCGCGCUUGUAAAGUUUUUCAUCUCGACAAGAAAUUGUUCUAGGCGAAGUUUACCUCUGAAUAUCUUUGUAAAUCCAUGUCCUUUGACCAGUUACGAACGAGAACGACGUUGUGUCCUCGUUAGUUGAUACUGAUAGAGAAUUGUCGGUGUUUUAAUUUGCGAUUUGCCUCUCUAGAGGAGAGGGAGACAAAUUUUUCACAGUCCAGAGACAACUUGAAACGACGAAACGACUUUCGAGCCAAAGGGGACGACGUGUUUGGCCCUUUAAAGAGUUACUUUUUAACGAAUACUAGAGAAGCGAGGAGGAAGAAGACCUCUCCCCUUCGAAUAUAUGAUAACGGAUGCGCAAUAAAGCGGUAGUGAAAAUCUCUAGUCCAGCGAGCGGCGGACUUAGUCUGCCAAUCCAAAAAGUAUGAUGAAAAGAACGAGAUAAAAAGCUUUUUCCCUUUUUUUUCUCUAAGUAAACGGAAGAGGGAGAAUAGGUAGAUACAGGAAGAGAAAGAGAGAAAGAGAGACACCGAGAAGUUUUAUAGAUACGAAGAUAUGCAAAUUAUUACGCGUGUCUGCCAGCGAACGGCGCGUCCAAGAUUCUAUUAAAAAGAAUAUAACAAUAGAUUAUUAUUAUUCUAUUGAUACGAUACGAUAAAGAACUGUUCCAAAAUGUCGCCGACGAUGCGACGAUAGAGCGAAAGGUGGAGAGAGAGAGAGAUAGGGUAAGAGUUAUGCUUGAUAAUGAUUACGACGAAUGUUUAUCACUAUUGUCAUCGUUAUCGCUGUAAUUAACGUGAUUAGUUGUCGUGUUAUUCUGUCGUCAGCUUGGCAGCAUCUCUAUCAUCGCUCUACGUUUUUACUUUGAUUUACUAUCGUCCUUAUUAUUAUUGUACGAUUAUGCGACUAACGACUAUUUAAUUCGGUAUUACUUCCCGAGCUUAAUGUCCACGAGAAAGGGAAAGUACAUUUAUUUCUUUUAUUUCUUUGCAAUAUUUUGUUUUAAAUUUCCCACGUGUCAACGUAACACGCACAAAUACAGAACGUUCACGUUUUUUACACCACACUUUACUACGAAAAAAGGGGGGGGAUAAAAGUUUUACGCGCUAUGCGAGAGUUUCUGCGACCGUAAUGUAAAGAUGCCGACGGAAAUUUAUACAUAUGUAAUAUAAUUCGCGCAGCCACGUGCUGUUCCAACAAUAAAAAGCCUAUAAUAUCUAUAAAGGG